Naumovozyma castellii is the source of this 1245-nucleotide messenger RNA. It is a transcript of the gene DJP1, whose product is annotated as Djp1p. Lineage: Eukaryota; Fungi; Ascomycota; Saccharomycetes; Saccharomycetales; Saccharomycetaceae. Bases 1 to 1245 code for a protein of 414 amino acids. The transcript has a single exon. The record is from RefSeq and is a predicted model, not a curated record.
AUGGUAGUAGAUACAGCAUACUAUGAAUUAUUGGGCAUAUCACCAUCAGCGACUGCCAUUGAAAUAAAGAAAGCUUAUAGAAAGAAAUCUAUACAAGAGCAUCCAGAUAAAAACCCGAAUGAUCCAACCGCAACUGAAAGGUUUCAAGCCAUCUCAGAGGCAUAUCAAGUUCUGAGCGAUGAUACCUUAAGGCUGAAGUACGAUAAAUAUGGUAAAAAGGAGGCGGUCCCCACAGGUGGAUUUGAGGAUGCUGCAGAACAAUUUUCUGCUAUAUUUGGAGGUGAUGCCUUUUCAUCUUAUAUUGGAGAACUCACUCUCUUAAAGAAUUUGCAAAAGACAGAAGAAUUAAGUGCUCAAGACGAAGCAGAGAAGGCUAAAGAUGAAGAAGGAAAGACCAAGGAUGAGGUAAGUAAGGAAUCUAAAAACGAGCAGUCAGAGCAUAAAAGUGGUACAUCCACAACAUUGCCAAAUUUACGCUCUAAGGGAGAAAGUUCACAAACUGUUUCGACUCCCUCAAAAAAAGAUGAAACUCCAAAGAAAAAGACAAAACUAGAACUCUUCGAAGAGGAGCAAAGACUUGAAAAAGAAAAGAGCAUUGAAAAAUUAAGCAAUACUCUUAUAGAAAGAUUAUCAAUAUUGACAGAAAGUGUUUAUGAUGGGGCAUGUAAGGAAUCAUUUCAAAAAAAAUUUGUGGAAGAAGCAAAUCUUCUAAAGAUGGAGUCGUUCGGAGUAGACAUUCUACACACUAUUGGAGCUAUCUACUAUGAAAAGGCUAGUAUCUUUUUAGCCUCACAAAACUUAUUUGGGUUUGGUGGUGUGUUCCAUUCCAUGAAGGCGAAAGGUGGCGUAUUCAUGGAUACGUUAAGAACCGUUUCUGCCGCUAUUGACGCCCAAAACACCAUGAAGGAACUUGAAAAAAUGAAAGAAGCUAAUGAAACAGAUGUUGAUGGAACACCAAAACCAACAGUGGAUGAUCUGGCGAAACAAGAACAAUUAUUGAUGGGUAAAGUUUUAUCGGCUGCAUGGCAUGGUUCAAGGUAUGAAAUAACAUCAACUUUAAGAAGUGUCUGUGAUAAGGUACUGGAGGACAAAACUGUCCCCACUGCCACUUUAGUAAGAAGAGGAGAAGCUUUAAAGUUAUUAGGCGAAGUCUUUUUGAAUGUAUAUAGAACAAAGGCAGAGCAGGAGGAAGCGCAGAUAUUCGAGGAAUUAGUUGCAGAGGCAACAAAAAAGAAGCGCAAAUAA